Xiphophorus maculatus (southern platyfish) is the source of this 1224-nucleotide messenger RNA. RefSeq names its product cytosolic sulfotransferase 3-like. Gene Ontology annotation, cellular component: cytoplasm. Gene Ontology annotation, biological process: sulfation. The record is from RefSeq and is a predicted model, not a curated record. The transcript has 8 exons. Lineage: Eukaryota; Metazoa; Chordata; Actinopteri; Cyprinodontiformes; Poeciliidae. Gene Ontology annotation, molecular function: sulfotransferase activity. Bases 104 to 1006 code for a protein of 300 amino acids.
UAACAGUGAAGAGUUAUGUAAUUUGAAAAGCAGAGAACAGAGCAGCUCUCCAGCACAAACGGGAAACUCCAGGAAGGAAAGGCAGAUUAACUCCAGCUGCAGCAUGUCUCUCGAUUUCAGCAAGAUGGAUCUGUCUUCCCGGCCACAGCUGUUUGAUUUCCAUGGAGUUGCAAUGAUUCCUAUUUUCACAGCCAACUGGGAAAAUGUCCAAAAUUUUCAGGCCAGACCAGAUGACAUAGUAAUAGCAACAUAUCCAAAAGCAGGGACCACAUGGGUCUCCCAAAUCCUUGACUUGCUGUAUUUUGGCAAGACGUCUCCGGAGCGUCUGACUUCACUUCCUAUCUAUGAGAGAGUGCCUUUUUUGGAGAUGACCAUCCCAAACUUGGUGUCAGGAAAAGACCAGGCAGAUAAGCUUCCUACCACCCCUCGACUCAUCAAAACCCAUUUUCCUGUGCAAUUUGUGCCAAAGUCAUUUUGGGAGCAGAACUGUCGGAUGAUCUAUGUAGCCCGCAAUGCAAAAGACAACAUGGUGUCUUAUUACCACUUCGACCUCAUGAACAAUGCCCAACCUGUAGCUGGAGACUGGAACAGCUAUUUCCAGAGAUUCAUGGAGGGAGACAUGGUGUUUGGCCCCUGGUAUGACCAUGUGAACGGGUGGUGGAAGAAGAAGCAAACCCAUUCAAACAUCCACUACAUGUUCUAUGAAGACAUGAUUGAGGACACUGGACGGGAAAUAGAGAAACUUUGCUCCUUUAUUGGUUUGUCUCCCUCUGCUGAGGAGAAGGAAAUGAUCAAAACUGGAGUGCAGUUUGACAACAUGAAAAAGAACAAGAUGACCAACUAUUCCACACUGCCAGUCAUGGAUUUCCAGGUGUCUCCCUUCAUGAGAAAAGGAAAAGUUGGUGACUGGAAGAAUUACUUCACUGUGGCACAGAAUGAAGAGUUUGAUGAAGACUACAAGAGAAAGAUGAAGGACCCUACCCUGCAUUUCCGCUGUGAACUCUGAAGAAAAUAGAUGACAAACACGACUGCAAUAAAAAAAGGGACUUUUAUUAUCAAAGAGGAAUAGUACUAUAACUUGAAAAUGUAAAGAAAAAAUGGACAUAAGUCUAUUUUGUACUAAUUUUAAACAAUAUGCAAAUUCUUUUGUAAUAUUUAAAUAACAACCGUCACAUUUAAUCUUUUAGAUUUCAUAAUGAAUAAAAAUACGAUCUUUUCCAAAGA